This is a messenger RNA of Neoarius graeffei (lesser salmon catfish), 2008 nucleotides long. RefSeq lists its product as uncharacterized. The record is from RefSeq and is a predicted model, not a curated record. Lineage: Eukaryota; Metazoa; Chordata; Actinopteri; Siluriformes; Ariidae. The transcript has 4 exons. Bases 154 to 726 code for a protein of 190 amino acids.
UACCUCAAUAGAAAACAGCAGCAGGAGGGAUUCAACCUCAACCUCAUCAUCAUCCUCGUCGUCAUUUUUAAGGUGACCGCAGCAUCCCGACCUGCAGAUCUUGACAGUGUUUACAGUUCUGCGUUUCACUUUUCAGCAAUAGGGUCUGAUCAGAUGGCCAUGACUCCGCAUUCUCCUCCACUAACCGCAUGCACCCUGGUGGUGUUUUUGUCAUGUAUGAUUGGACUGACUGCUGCAACAACGGGCUACCAGAAACCAGGCUUUCUGGAUUUUGACUCCUGGUGGUAUCACACGCCCCGCGGCCCUCAGAUAUUCGCCUGCCUCACCUACUUGGAGAAGAAUGUGCGUGUGGAUUGUGAGUUCCCGAAAAGUGACACGAUCCCUGGGCCAUUCUGUGAGUUCAAACAGGAUGGACGCCUGAUGGGUACCACGAAUCCCAACAACCCAGUUCACCUCAUCCCGCCUGUAGAGACCAGACGUCGUUCCAAUGUCACACUGGUGCCCUCCAAUAUCUGCCGCCUUACCUGGAUGCCUCUGUCAGAUGACCGGGCAUACACUUACACCUGCAGGGUGUACCAGGGACACAUCUGGAAAGAGAAUAGCAUGUCCUUUCACCAAAGAAAUCUGCUAGUUUGUUCCGCUGUGAACAUAGUAACUCAUGGAGCAGUUUGGUUUCUUUUCAUUGUCACCUCACUUCCUGUCACUCUGGGCUUUUUGUCUGCAUGAUCAGCAGUUGUUCUUGAACAUACAAAUCCUCAAGCAUCAUGGUGUCAUAUGGUUCUAAUGAUAAUCAUAUUCAAAUCAGAUGAUGACACAAUGGUUCAGCAUUCUUCGUUAUUUACUCCUUGUGUUUCACCACGUUUUUAUUUAGUGCUUCACAUCAUAGGCACCUACUCUUAUUUUUUCUACUUAUUUUAGAUCCACAAUGACAUGAUCUUACACAGCAAAUUCCUCAGUGUUGAAUUCACACUUUCAGAGUUAAUCUGUGUCCAAUUGGACAUAUAUAAACACAGUAGGGUGUUAAAUCAACACUCUGGGUGUUAAUUCAACACUGGGGAUUUUGCUGUGUAUUUUGAAGUAUGUAUACUGAGACAUUUAAGAACACAAAUACAAGCGUUCACAAACUGCCUAACUGAGGCUAACUUGCACAUUAUAUGUAUUAGCCUAUAUUGUACUCACCUUGGGCUUCAUUUAUCAAUAAAUUAUUAGAGAUCCCUAAGUGCAGUGCGAAAUGUUCCAGUGAAGGAACUCAUAAAUCUAACUCUAGAAACACACUAACUCUUCCUCCUGUUAUAUGGUGCCAUUUUUCCUAUCUUAAUUAGGGCCCGAGCCCUAUGGGCGAAGGCCCUAUUGUUCUUGUAAGAGUUCACUAUUAUUAUUCUUCCGUCUUCUUCUUCUUCUUCUUCUUCUUUAUUUUUCUCCGCUGUUGGGCCAUUUUCGGGGCGCUUGCCAUGGGCGAAAACGCACGAAAUUUGGCGCCAGUUCCGCGAAUUGCCACCGCUACUCAGAACCAAAAGCCCAACCUUGGCCGGGGCUCAGGGCCUCUAUAGCGCCCCCUAAGUCGUUGUGAUUUUGGCCUCCUGCAUUAAGGUGCCUGGUUGCCAUGUGGUUUGUAGUAGUGGCAUGCCAUUUGGUACGCAUAUGUAUCUCACUAAGCCGGACAAAAAUGUAAUGCCAAUGCAUUAGCCACGCCCAACAGGAAGUGAGGUAAUUUCACUUUUGUGCGAAAUGCAUGGCCACGAAGAUGGCGCAACUCCUCCUAGACCGUUCAUAGGAAUGUCACCAAAAUUGAUACACAUCAUCUACAGACAUGGCUGACAAAAGUUACUAAAUACGUUUCACGUAGGAUAAACCGUUCAGAAGUUAUACCUCAAUCAAUUUUCACUUCAAAAUUUUACAUGCUAAAAAAUUCAUAACAAAUCUUCUAAUUGCUCAAAACUGCUCAUACUUCACACGCUAAUCACUCAUUGGGCUUCUGACAUGUUACCCAAUUUCUGUGAUAUUUCGC